Messenger RNA from Clarias gariepinus (North African catfish), 809 nucleotides. RefSeq names its product retinal homeobox protein Rx1. Gene Ontology annotation, biological process: regulation of transcription by RNA polymerase II. Lineage: Eukaryota; Metazoa; Chordata; Actinopteri; Siluriformes; Clariidae. The transcript has 4 exons. The coding region runs from base 16 to 708 and encodes 230 amino acids. The record is from RefSeq and is a predicted model, not a curated record. Gene Ontology annotation, molecular function: DNA-binding transcription factor activity, RNA polymerase II-specific; RNA polymerase II transcription regulatory region sequence-specific DNA binding.
ACGUGUUCGUGGGAAAUGUUAACUGUGGAAGCUAAGACUGGACAACACACAAACAGGUCAAUCUCCAAACAAACGGACCCUCCGGCCACGCCCGUGCCGUACCUGUCCCACUCUAUAGAAGAUAUCCUGAAAAGACCCGUCUGUCUGGCUGAAAGGGAAAUGCAGAAGAUUGAGGAGAACAUGGCAGAAAACAUUUGGACACCUAUUGAAAAUGAAGACUUUAAAUCUAGCGGUUAUGCAGUGUGUCAGCGGCGCCACAGGAGAGUUCGGGCCACGUUCACAGCUGCUCAGCUCGAGGAACUGGAAAGAGUGUUUCAGGAGACUCAUUACCCAGAUGUUCAUAUCAGAGACUGGCUGGCCAAACGCACCCAUCUGUCCGAGGGGAGAGUUCAAAUCUGGUUCCAGAACCGAAGAGCCAAGUGGAGACGGAUCGCGGUGCAGGAAAGAAACAGCCUCCAGCGCACCACAAGCGACUCCACACACCCUCUAGAGCAUCCCUGGUUCUUCACCCUGAAGCAUCACCUGCCUGCAUCGUUCCACCCUUUUGUUCCUCUGUGUGAGACCGGAGCCCAGAUGCUGCACCCCUUCGCCGGGUCCCAUCAGUUCCAUACGCCACCAUACCAGCCGUGGUUCUCAAACCUUAGACCUCAUCGUGCCAACUCACCAAGCAAGCGGCUCAGUCUUUCAUCUCAUUUAGUGCUUUAUUAAAAUGUUAUGCAAAGACUGUAUGAAGAUUUUCAAUCAAUGGACUGUACAGUAUAUGUGUGUGUGCGUGUGUGUGUGCGUGCGUGUUUGUGUGUGUGCGUGUG